UAUGGCAACUGUUGGACAAACGGCUAACUCCCUGCUACACCGCUAACCACAACAUUAAACUCAGGAAGAGAUGAUGGCAGACUCUGCACCCGAGGAAAUAGCGGUGAUCGGGAACAUCGAUAUCACCUCGGCAGAAUUGAAGAACAACAUUAGAAACACGAUGGUUGAGAUUGACAAAGGUCUUCUAAGGAAGAUGGAGAUCAGUGUUGCAGAGGCAGAGAAAAGGACUGGAAAGAAUGCUGUCAACAUGCAGGAGACUUACACUGUUUAUCUAAUUGAGACACGGCCUGUUGAUACUAUAACAGAAGGUGUGACCCCAGCUCCAGACUCAUUAUGGCGGAGAUACAGCGAGUUUGAGCUUCUUCGAAACUACCUUUUGGUCACGUAUCCCUUCGUUGUCGUUGCCCCAUUACCUGAGAAGAGGGCAGAGAUUGUGUGGCACAAACUGUCAGCGGACAACAUGGACCCAGACUUUGUGGAGAGGAGAAGGGUUGGACUGGAGAACUUCCUGCUUCGAGUCGCUUGCCACCCAGUACUCUGCAAUGAUAAGAUCUUCUACAUGUUCCUCACUGAGGAAAAAGGAUGGAAGGAAAUGGUGUAUGACACAGGCUUUCAAGCAAAGGCGGAUUCUAGGUUGAAAGCUAUGAAUGCAGCAUUUAGGGUGAAGAAUCCUGACAAACGCUUUACCGAGCUGAAACACUACAGCGAUGAGCUACAGACUGUACUCUCCCAGCUGCUGAGAGUGAGGGCGAGGGUAGCCGAUCGACUGUAUGGGGUGUACAAAGUGCAUGGAAAUUAUGGACGAGUUUUCAGUGAGUGGAGUGCCAUAGAGAAAGAGAUGGGAGAUGGACUACAAAGUGCCGGCCAUCACGUGGAUGUAUAUGCUGCUUCGGUAGAUGACAUUCUGGAAGAGGAGGAGCACUACGCUGAUCAGCUGAAGGAGUACCUCUUCUACACCGACGCUCUACGGGCGGUGUGUAGAAAGCAUGAGUUAACACAGUUUGAGCUGGAGACUGCUGCGCAGGACCUAGCUUCUAAGAAACAGCAGAAGGAGGAGCUGGUCACGGGGACGGUGCGGACCUUUUCGUUAAAGGGAAUGACCAGUAAGCUGUUUGGCCAGGAGACUGCCGAGCAAAGGGAGGCUAAGCUACAAGCAUUGGAGCAGCAGAUUGAGGAGGGAGAAGAGGCUGUCAAAGAGAAGAACAAAGAGAGCGAUGAUUUUGUGAAGACUGCCUGGGAAGACAUUGAAUGCUUUAAAGAGCAGAAGGACCGGGAUCUGAAGGAAGCCUUGAUAAGCUAUGCAAUCAUGCAGAUCAGCAUGUGUAAAAAGGGAAUACAAGUGUGGACCAACGCAAAGGAAUGUUUCAACAAGAUGUGAUCUUGAGGGCCAAAGCUGACCCUCCAAACAAACAGUAAAACAGAACAGGCUGCUUUUCAUGGGACUCCUGGGGUGGUGUCCCAAAUGGCACUCUGAGGCUUUUAUAGCACACUACUUUUGGCCAGAGCGCUGUGGUUUUGUGCUCGAAGUAGUGAAUUGGGUGCUUUUUAGUACACAUUCCGUAACAAAAUCCUUCGCUGCUGAAGUAGACAUGGCCAACCUACAGAGAGGUGAUUUGAUCAGCUAUGCACCAGAAAUUAAUCAUUUUUCAAUUUCUUUUCUAAAUCUUUAUGGAGUGGCUGCAGAGGCAACUAUUUUGGGAUCUUCUGGACUGAAAGAUCUGUAGCUUUCCAAUGCUUCUGCAGAUCCCUUAACAGUCUGUGACACUAAGCAAAAUAUACACCAUCUGCUCAAAUUUUUUUUGUUUUUCAUAAUUAAAACGAGCACCAUUUUCCAGAGAAGCCUGCUGUCUAUGAGUAGAGCAGGGACUGUGUGUAUAAGGGGAAAAAUAUCACAAAUGUAUUCUGCACAAGCUCAGCGGUUUUGGAAUGCUUCAGACGUUUUGGUUUGACAGCAUUAAGGUCAU
Esox lucius (northern pike) is the source of this 1964-nucleotide messenger RNA. It is a transcript of the gene snx4, whose product is annotated as sorting nexin 4. Gene Ontology annotation, biological process: protein transport. The coding region runs from base 71 to 1378 and encodes 435 amino acids. Gene Ontology annotation, molecular function: phosphatidylinositol binding. Lineage: Eukaryota; Metazoa; Chordata; Actinopteri; Esociformes; Esocidae. The transcript has 14 exons. The record is from RefSeq and is a predicted model, not a curated record.